UGUGAGUCGUGUGAUUGCUCUUGUGGCACCGUGGACCUUCGAUUCGAGGCGUUUCAGCCAGCUACUAGUAGCUCUGGUUACAUCGUAUGAUAGACAACCAAGCUCCCUGCUUUGUCCCAUUCGAAGUAAGCACUAUGCAUAUCAACCAGCUUCCGAAGAUAUCACUAGACGAUGCGACCGAACGUCCAGCAUCAGUACCUUUGGUGGAUCGGUCGGCUCUCCAGUUAGCAUCUAGAGAUGUCAAAGCUCUCAGAACAUCUCGCGUUGCUAGCGAAUCGGCAAUAUCGAUGACAGAAAAACAAGCCGUCGUACCUGUUGAUCUCAUGGCCAAUCUGAAGCGAGCAGAACCAUCCGUUGUCAAAACGAGAACAGGAAGCGUGUUGUCCAGAGGCUUCAUCUUGAAAACCGAUUAUUACCCGUCUGGCCGAGCUCUUGAUCUCGAUUUGAAUGUCCAUGGUGCUCCCAACUUCAGGGCAUCACGCAACACAAACGUCUUCGGAGUUGCUCAGCCUCGCACACAGGGCCUACGAGCUAUUCUUUCCAUCUUGCGCUGUCGUCCUGGUACUGCCAGUCCGUCUCAUGUCGUUUGGUUUUCUACGCGGGAGGAACCGAUCGUGUAUAUAUCAGGACGACCCUUCGUAUUGCGCGAUUCCGCUGAACCAAGAAGAACCUUAUCAUUAUCCGAUCGCGCUGAAAAUCUGGAAGCCAUAGAAGAACGUUUGAAAAAUGACAUCUUACAGGAAUCAACAAAGUAUGGAGGCCUGAUAUUGACCCACAAUGAACUGCCUGCCGAGAGCGGGGACGGCGCUGUUUUACCUACCUGGACUCAUGUUGACAAUGUCAACGUAAGAACAUCACGAGAACUCUGGGACGAAAUGCGUGCAGAUGGAUGGAAUGUAGAGUAUCAUCGUAUCCCCAUAUCCCCCGACCGUCCCAUUGAAGACAACUACUUAGAUGCGUACCUACGUGUUAUCACAAACACAGAUCCAGUACGAAGUGCCCUUGUAUUUUCUUGCGGUAUGGGUGCCGUCCGAACUACAUUCGCCAUGGUUGCCGCCGUGAUUGUCAGGAGGAAAAUGCUGCUCGCUAGGGGUUUAGAAGAUCCAUACCCGAGUAGGUCAUCUUUCUUGAGCAAUUUAGGUAGCGGGUCCUAUAAGACGGGUAACGGCAGCCCGGGCAUCAGUACGCCUACAAAUCAGGCAGCCACUGAUAUCAAGCUAGCUCAAGCGCUGGAAAAUGCCAGUGCACAACAGGACCAAAACAAGUCACUUCUAAGAUUGACAUAUGUAUUACAGCGACAUCUCCAUUCUCAGUCUGUGAUUGCCUUGCUGAUGGCGCAACCCACACUCUUGGAGAAUUUGCGCAAAGCACACCAAGGCAACUAUGGAGUGAUACUAAGUCUACUUGGGUGUUUAGAUCACGGCUUACAGGCUAAAAGACUGGUCGACCGUGUAAUAGAUGCAUGUGAUCAUGUAAAUAAUCUCCGAGAAGACAUCCUCACAUACAGGGUCAAGUAUUCACUCACAACGGCCGAUAGUGACGAAAGCAAACGAGAAGAUCUCUUAUCCAAGGCUCGGAGAGCGCUGGAGAAAUAUUUCUUCAUGAUCACCUUUGCGAGCUAUGUUGAUUCUGUCAAGGACUUUGAGAUAACAUUUUCGGAUUGGCUGAAGGCGAGAACAGAAAUUUGGAAUCAAGUCAUGUUUCUCCGCAAGAUUUACGGCUCGAGGCUCAAUAUUUUUGCGCCCGUCAACGACCUCUCUCUCUUGUCAAGAUCAGGAACAGAAGAUAAAUCUCUAGUGGCUGGACAGAAGAAUGAUGUGGAGAUCGCCGGAGGUCAGCUGCUCGGCGAUGAGUAUAGCGACCACGUUGUCAAGAAUCGGAGUGGAAUCAUUUUGCGAGACAGCACGCUUCUCAAGUCAGACCAGUGGCUUUCAGAGUCUCAUCGUGUUUCAGACUCAGUCCGCGGGGCUAUCAACUUUCGUAACAUACCCGGGACUAACAUAUAUGCGAGCGGCCAACCAACUGAGUCCGCAGUCGAUGAGGUGGUGCAUCGUGUCAAAGUGGCACACCCUGACGCAAACAAAGUUGUGUGGGUGACAUUGAGAGAAGAGCCCAUUGUUUAUGUCAACGGCGCGCCAUACUGUUUAAGGCGCGAACGUUUCUCCCUCCGGAACAUGAAAGAUUAUGGAGGGAUUUCUGCAUCGCGACUAGAAGUCUUAGAAGAGCGCCUGAAAGAUGAUGUCCUUGCAGAGCUUGAAGCAUUUGAGGGAAGAUUGCUUCUUCACACAGAGACCUCAGAUGGAUCUGUGAUUCCCAUAUGGGAAGAAGUACAAUCCUCAAGCGUCGCAGUGCUCAAGGACAUCAUGGUAUCCCGUAAAUCUAGAUAUGGGUUGGAUCUCCAAUAUGUUCGGAUCCCAAUCACAUCCGAGCGUCCUCCCGAUUUCGCAGACAUAAGUGAGCUCAUGGACCUUGUUCUUCGUACAGACUCUUCCAGUACGGUUAUGGUCGUCAAUUGCCAGCUUGGGCGAGGAAGGAGCACUUUAACUUCCGUGUUGAUUGUCCUCAUUCAACAAUGGUUGAAUGACAGCCGGGCGCUCUCUCAGUGGUCAUCUCGGACAGAGGCUCGUUCGAUGUCGAUGUCGAUGACUUCUGAUAUGUUUCACGAUGAGCCUGCAAAUAAGCGCCAUUCAUAUCAAGUCAUCAAUAAUCUCCUUCGAAUCGUCCGGAAAGGUCCUGCAGUUAAGAACACUGUUGACGAGGUCAUUGAUCGAUGUGCGAUCGUGAUGAAUCUCAGGGACUCCAUCGAAGACGAACGUGAUUUGGCUGAGAAAGCGACUGAUGAGAAGCAAAAGCGCAUCCAUGCUUCAAAAGGGAUGCACAAUUUACAGCGCUACUUUGAACUCAUUCUGUUUCAGGCGUAUCUGCGAUCUACUGAGCCAGAUACGAUGCAGUCAUUUGAAACAUUCAAAAGUUUCAUUGAGAAUCGCCCAGUCAUCAAAACGUUCGAGAAGGAACUCAUUGCGGAAGGUUUGCGCGCCCUCAAGCCACUCGAGCGUGCGGAUGUCAAUGAGAGUGUAGCUCGUCCAGACGAAGUCAAGCAAGUGGUAGUAAACCGAUCUGGCAGCAUUCUCUCUGCAUCUACCAUUCUCAAGAGCGAUUUCUUCUCCAACUUGCAAAAGAUGUCGCUCCCUGAGAGGAUCGAAGGCUCUCCUAAUUUCCGUCGCGUGCCACUGACGUUGAAGCUUGGUUCUUCUCGGGCAUCUUCUCCUGUAGAUCCGGCUGAUGAGAAGAUGUUGUGCGGCAGCGGAAUGCCUACAGUUCAAGGUUUACGGCGAGCGCUAGCACGUGUUGAUGCUGAUCCACAAGGUCACAGUAUGGUGUACUGGACAUCCCUGCGAGAGGAACCGGUCAUCUAUAUCGCGGGCCAGCCCCAUGUUCUGCGGAUCGUGGACAAACCGCUUGAAAACGUAGAAGCAACUGGGGUCACAACAGCCAUGGUGGAGGCUAUGGAGGAACGUUUAAAGAAGGACGUUAUACGUGAGGUCAGAAUGGGUGAUGGACGUAUCCUUCUGCAUGAUGAACUUGAGGAGCGGCCUGGCGUGUUCUCUAUCAUACCCAUAUGGGAGACGGUGGAAGAGGCUGAUAUUAUGACCCCAAGGGAUGUUUUCAAUCUUAUGGCUAGGGAGGGAUUCAAGAUCAAUUAUGGCCGUGUUGCUAUCACCGACGAACAAGCGCCGUUGCCUGAUGCUCUGUCACAGUUACUGGAACGUGUCCGGUCUGGAUACCCAGAGGCGGAUGACUUCAUAUUCAAUUGUCAGAUGGGCCGUGGUCGUACAACCACGGGGAUGGUCACAGCCUGCUUGAUAUCAACGACGAUGAAUUGGCAGGGCGAAGAAAACUACAUUGACGGACAGGAAGACCCGGACAGUGUUGAAUAUGACUCCAUUGAUGGUCCCUCGGAGGAACAGGCUUACCGGCAAGGGGAGUACAAGACUAUAUUGCAACUUGUCGGCGUCUUGUCUCACGGCAAAAUCGCAAAGCGCCUGACGGACCGUGCCAUUGAUCUUAUGCAAGAUGUGCAAAAUCUUCGCAAGUCGAUAUACGACUACAAAGUCAAGGUAGAGGCCCUGGAAAAGGGAAGCGUGAAACAACGGAAGCUGAUGGACGUUGCGGUGAAUUACCUAUAUCGCUAUGGAACACUGAUCGUGUUUGCUAACUAUCUCAUUGAACUACGGGAGAUGCAGGGAAGAGAGACAAGAGGGUUUUCGGAUUGGCUUCGAGAACAUAGAGAGAUUGCGAAACUGCUGGGGAGGAGGUCAUUGGACUAAGGAUGGGUGCUUACUCCGUGAUGACGAUGACGAUGACGAUGACGAUGGCGAUGAUGACGACAACGACGAGGGGUUACUUAGGGCAUGUCGCAUUGCGCACAGGCUUUGUUCCGUCUCUAUGUAUACCUUGCUGCGCAGCUAUUGAUGUGAGAUGUUACACUGUUACGGUGAUGUCACAACGAGAGUGACCACUGCCACCGGUCGUUCCAUCAAUUAGGUUGCC
Messenger RNA from Suillus fuscotomentosus, 4551 nucleotides. RefSeq names its product inositol hexakisphosphate-domain-containing protein. Bases 87 to 4328 code for a protein of 1413 amino acids. Lineage: Eukaryota; Fungi; Basidiomycota; Agaricomycetes; Boletales; Suillaceae. The record is from RefSeq and is a predicted model, not a curated record. The transcript has 33 exons.